AUGGUCCUUAAGUUUAUUAAAUCUGAGCGUGGUGGUAUAAUCUUAGUCCACGAGGGCUAUGCUUACUAUAAAAAAAAAGUCAAUGCAACAAAUAUUACUUGGCGUUGUAGAGAAAAUCGAAAUAGGUUAUGUAGCGCUACAAUUCAUACAACUAGCGAUAAAAGAACUGGCCAAAUUGUCGAUGAUGAAAUACCAGUGCACAACCAUCCCGCUGAUAUCAUUAAUAUUGAAGUAAAAAAAGUAAAGGAAAAAAUAAAAAAAAAAGCAAAAAAGGGUUGUGAUAACAAUAGCGUGUUGAUUUCUAAUGUUUUGAGUAACGUUCCAUCGCCAGUUCGUGCUCAAUUACCUAAAAUCAAAUCACUAACACGAGCAGUUCAAAGAGCAAAGAAGUCAGAUGAUCAAGUUGUAAAUCCCAAGACAUUAGAAGAAUUAGUUAUUCCUGAUCUAUAUAAGAUGACUAACAAUAAUGAACUAUUUUUACUUCAUGAUAGUGGAAGUGCUGCUGAUCGAUUUCUAAUAUAUGCGACUAGUAAAAAUUUAGAAUUAUUAUGUGAAUGUAAAUCAUGGUUCUGUGAUGGAACUUUUAAUUCAGUUCCUCUCAUUUUCAAACAAUUAUACACUAUACACGGUAUGUAUGGUGACAAAGUAUUACCAUUGGUGUAUAUACUUGCUCCAAAUAAAUCUGAAAAAAUAUAUUCGCGUGCGUUAUCAGUCAUCAAGAAUCGUCAAAAAAAUUUAAAGCCUCAGAGAGUUAUGGUCGACUUCGAACGUGCGUUUAUCAAUGCAUUUAAAAGUAAAUUUCCUGAAUGCAUUAUUACUGGAUCAUUUGUUCCUGUUGAUCACGUGAUUGAUGCAUUUGAAGAAAUUAUAAAAUCGCCAUUUUAUGAAGAUAAUAGCGAUACAUUAAAUGAAUUUAUCCAUUAUUUCGAACGUACGUGGAUUGGGGAAAGAUCUCGUAUCGGUUCUAAGCGCAAGAAACCAUUGUUUGAUAUUUCUUUGUGGAACUGUUAUCAAGCAGUUAUUGAAGACCUUAUGUGCACUAACAACAGCGUCGAGGGUUGGCAUCACUCAUUUAAUAACAAAGUGUAA
This is a messenger RNA of Microplitis mediator, 1089 nucleotides long. RefSeq lists its product as uncharacterized. The coding region runs from base 1 to 1089 and encodes 362 amino acids. The transcript is spliced from 4 exons. Lineage: Eukaryota; Metazoa; Arthropoda; Insecta; Hymenoptera; Braconidae. The record is from RefSeq and is a predicted model, not a curated record.